Yamadazyma tenuis ATCC 10573 is the source of this 1923-nucleotide messenger RNA. RefSeq names its product Hsp70 family ATPase. Gene Ontology annotation, molecular function: ATP-dependent protein folding chaperone; ATP binding. Gene Ontology annotation, cellular component: mitochondrion; cytoplasm. Lineage: Eukaryota; Fungi; Ascomycota; Pichiomycetes; Serinales; Debaryomycetaceae. The record is from RefSeq and is a predicted model, not a curated record.
AUGGCUUUGUUCAGCAGGUUCCAAUCCACUCAUCAAAGGGUUAUAGGAAUAGAUUUGGGAACCACCAACUCUGCAGUUGCAAUUGUCCAGGGACAAGAUGCAAAGAUUCUUGAAAACGAAGAAGGAGGUAGAACAACGCCAUCGAUCGUGGCAUUCGAUGAAAGAGAUCCGGCCAACACCAAGACGUUGGUGGGCUUGCCGGCGAAGAGACAAGCAGUUAUCAAUUCGCAAAACACAUUCUUCGCUACCAAGAGAUUAAUUGGAAGACAAUUUGAAGAUGAAGAAGUUCAAGAGGACUUGACCAAUACUUCGUACACCAUCAUUCCUAGCGAAAAUGGUGAAGCCUGGUUGUCAACAGUUAACGGGCUAAAGUUGUCACCAUCCCACAUCAGCAGUUACAUCUUACAGAACAUGAAACAAGUUGCUGAUAUCCAUUUAUCUGAACCUGUAAACCAUGCGGUGGUAACGGUUCCAGCCUACUUCAAUGAUGCUCAGAGACAAGCCACAAAAGCUGCUGGAAAACUUGCUGGGCUCGAAGUAUUAAGGGUUGUCAAUGAACCAACGGCUGCGGCCCUAGCGUAUGGUAUUGAUAAAAGACAAAAGGACGGAGUGGUGGCCGUGUUUGAUUUGGGAGGAGGAACGUUCGAUAUAUCGAUCUUAGACAUCGAAGAUGGGGUUUUUGAGGUGAGAGCUACAAACGGUAAUACCCAUUUGGGAGGAGAAGACUUUGAUAUGUUGUUGUUGAAUUUCAUCAUUGAUCAUUUCAAGACGCAAAAUGGUAUUGACUUACUGACCGAUAAGUUGGCCGUACAAAGAAUCAGGGAAGCUGCUGAAAAGUGUAAGAUUGAGUUGAGUCAUGUUAAGGAAACCGAGAUUAAUAUUCCUUUCAUCAAAGACGAUAAGCAUAUUAAACUCAAAUUGACUGAAGAUGAGCUUGAUGCAAUGUCUUUGCACUUAAUCAACAAAACAAUAGACCCUGUGAAAAGGUGUAUCAGAGAUGCUGACUUGAAGAUCAAGGAUGUGGAUGAAGUGAUCUUGGUGGGUGGUAUGACUAGAAUGCCUAAGGUACGAAAGACUGUUGAGGAGUUGUUUGGAAAGAAACCGAACACUUCAGUGAAUCCGGAUGAAGCUGUGGCCUUAGGUGCUGCUAUUCAAGGGGCCAUAUUAUCAGGCCAAAUCAAAAAUGUUGUCCUUUUGGAUGUAACUCCCUUAUCAUUGGGCAUUGAGACAUACGGAGGAAUUUUUAGUCCUUUGAUUCCUAGGAAUGCUGCUAUUCCCAUCAAGAAGGAGCAAGUGUUUUCCACCGCUGUAGAUGGUCAAACUGGGGUGGAAAUCAAAGUGUAUCAGGGUGAAAGAACAUUGGUUAAAGACAACAAGUUGAUCGGACACUUCAAAUUGUCUAAUAUUCCAGUAAGCCCAAAAGGUGUUCCUCAGAUUGGUGUUACUUUCGAAAUAGAUGCUGACGGUAUUAUAAAUGUUAGUGCAUCUGACAAUACAAAGUAUUCUGAAGACCUGCCACACUACGGUAAAAGUAAUACUGUUUCUAUAACUGUUGCAGGGGAAAAUGAAUUGACCGAACAAGAAGUUCAAAGAUUGUUGGAAGAAAGUGCAAAAAAUGCUAAAAGAGAUAUGGAAUUGAAACAACAUAUCGAAAACGCUACAAGAGCCGAGGUUAUCUGCUCUGAUACCGACAAUGCAUUGAUCCAAUUUGAUGAUUUCAUGGAGCAAGAGGAGAAACUGGUUAUAGUUCAGAUGGUGAAAGACUUGAGAGUCAAAAUCGACGAUAUUAGAGAACGGAAUAUCAUCCACGAUCCCCAAGAAAUCAGAAACGAUGUUAACGAAUUGCAAAAGGUUUGCUUGGCAGCAAUCCAAAAGGUUGCAAUUAAGCAGCAACAACUUCAAAAGAAAACUAAGAAGGAAUAG